CCUCAAAAAUCUUAUACCAAUCACCACCAUUUCAAUCUUCCUCUUUUCUUUUUAUUCUCUCUCUAAGAUUCUCUGGACAAUGGCUUUCGAAGCUUCCUUGUUGGAGCUCAUGUCAAUGACAUUUGGGUUCUGUUUCUUCACCUUCACAAUCUUGUUUUCUCUGUUUUCUUUGUCAAUCCUUGUGCUGAGGAUGAAGCCUUGGUGCAACUGCGACGUUUGCCAAACUUAUCUUACUUCGAGCUGGACCAGAGAUUUCGAUAAUCUUUGUGAUUGGUACACUCACCUUCUUCGCAGUUCUCCCACUGGAACCAUCCACGUUCACGUUCUUGGAAACAUAAUCACCGCAAACCCAGAUAACGUCGAGCACAUUCUCAAGACCAAGUUCGAUAACUACCCGAAAGGGAAGCAGUUCUCUGCAAUCCUCGGUGAUCUUCUCGGCAAAGGUAUUUUCAAUGUCGAUGGUGACACGUGGAGGUUCCAGAGAAAGCUGGCGAGCGCUGAACUGGGUAGUGUUUCAAUACGGUUGUACGCAUUUGAGCUUGUUAGAGCUGAGAUUAAUUCGCGGUUGAUUCCUCUCUUGUCCUCGAUUGCAAGUGAUCAAGAUAAGGUUUUGGAUUUACAAGAUGUUUUUAGAAGAUUCUCGUUCGACAACAUUUGUAAAUUCUCGUUCGGGUUAGAUCCUGGUUGUCUGAAUCUAUCGCUACCGAUUUCGGACUUCUCUGUCGCAUUCGAUGAGGCAUCGAGAUUGUCGGCACAAAGAGCACUCGCAUCGUCGCCGUUGAUUUGGAAGAUGAAGAGAUUCUUCAAUAUAGGAUCGGAAAAGAAGCUUAAAGAAGCCAUUGAUAUGGUUAACGAGCUUGCUGAGGGGAUGAUAAGUCAACGGCGGAAAACAGGUUUAUCCAACAACAAAGAUCUUCUAUCACGAUUCAUAGGGUCCGUAGAUGAUGACACGUAUCUUCGAGACAUUGUGGUUAGCUUUCUAUUGGCUGGUCGUGACACGGUGGCUUCUGGGCUCAGUAGCUUAAUGUGGUUAAUAUCACAAAACCCAAAAGUCGAGGAAGCGAUUCGGGCCGAGUCAGACAGAGUCAUGGGGACGAGUCAAGAUCUUGAAAGCUUUGAACAGCUUCGUGACAUGCAUUAUUUAAAUGCGGCAGUAUAUGAGAGCUUGAGAUUGUUUCCCCCUGUGCAAUUCGACUCCAAAUUCUCUUUAGAAGAUGACGUACUACCUGACGGCACAUUUGUCAAGGGUGGCACUCGGGUCACUUACCACCCGUUCGCCAUGGGUCGGAUUGAACGGAUUUGGGGCUCCGAUUGUCAUGAAUUCAAACCGGAGAGGUGGUUGAGUAAUGGGGUUUUUGUACCCCAAAACCCAUUUAAGUACACGGUUUUUCAAGCAGGAGCAAGGAUUUGUAUGGGGAAGGAUUUGGCAUUAGUAGAGAUGAAAUGUGUAGCCCUUGCACUUAUUCGGAGAUUCAAUAUUCGGGUAGCGGAUCCGGAUUACGUGCCCCGGUUUUCUCCGGGUCUUACAGCCUCUUUAAGAGGUGGGUUGCCCGUUGGGAUUGAAGAAAGGGAAGUUAUAUGUUCGUGAGGAGUCUUUUUUCUUUUUUGGAUUAAUUUUGUAGCGGUUGAAUACUGCACAUACAAAAUUAGAAUAUUGAAAUAAAUUUUGUUUUAAAAUUGAAUUCACAUGUUCAAAAAAAAGAGAACGAAUGCUUUGAAGCGUGUGGGACCACACCUCAAACUAUUUUCGUCCUCUCGUUACUUUU
Messenger RNA from Tripterygium wilfordii, 1766 nucleotides. Its product is annotated as cytochrome P450 94C1. NCBI's taxonomy places the organism in Eukaryota, Viridiplantae, Streptophyta, Magnoliopsida, Celastrales, Celastraceae. The transcript has a single exon. The record is from RefSeq and is a predicted model, not a curated record. The coding region runs from base 80 to 1588 and encodes 502 amino acids. Gene Ontology annotation, molecular function: iron ion binding; monooxygenase activity; oxidoreductase activity, acting on paired donors, with incorporation or reduction of molecular oxygen.